GGAGAGAGAGAGUCGAAAUAUUUGUCUACCUUCGAUAUUUGCUUUAAUCGCUUCAGAAAAAGGAAAACAAAUCUGUUUUAAUUAAUCGCUUCAAAAUAAAGAAGAAAAAAAACCGUUUUAAUUGCUUCAGAAAGCAAAAAAAAAAUACAGUAUUUGUUUUAGUUAGCUUACACUUUGGUGAAGGUGGUGGUGCUUUCAAAUGGCAAAAAUGGUCGUCGAUAAGAUUUCGUCAUCGUCAAUAUCAGAAGAAAAUCAUCAUCCUUAUGCUUUCCAUGUUUCUGGACCAACAAAUCUUCCUCGUCCUAGUUGGAGAGAUAUCUUCAUCAGUUCUAGAUGGAAGACAGAGAAUCACAAAAGAUCUGUAUUGGCAUGUUUUGUACAAGCAGUAUAUCUACUCGAACUAGAUAGACAAGAGAAUAGAACACCGGAAACAGCUCUGGCACCAAACUGGUGGAAACCCUUUAAGUAUAAGUUAUCACAGACACUAAUUGAUGAAAGAGAUGGGUCUAUUUUUGGCGCAGUACUAGAAUGGGAUGGUUUCGCAGCAACGAAACCAAGUGGUGCACCAAGAGUUGUUUUAGCACUCAGAGGGACAUUACUAAAACGUCCAACAAUAUUGCGAGAUAUCAUAGAUGAUCUUCGGUUGCUAGCAUGGGAAAGUUUGGAAGGAUCUGUAAGAUUUAGUCGUGCUUUAGAUGUGUUGAAAUCGUCUGUGGAUCUAUUUGGUAGUUGUAACGUAUGCUUUGCAGGUCAUUCAUUGGGUGCGGGUUUUGGAUUUCAAGUGGGUAAAGCAUUAUUAGUAAAACAAGGUGUUUCUGUCGACACGUAUUUGUUUAAUCCACCAUCAGUUUCUCUUGCUAUGACCUUGAGAAAAAUUAUAGUGAAGGCUGGAUUUGUUUGGAAAUCAUUCAAAUGGAUGUUUCCGUUUAGUGGCGAAGCCCAAACUAAUGAUGGACCAAGUAGGGAUCCAGGAAUCCGUGGAUUGAAAACCUGGAAAAAUAUCAUGAAAUGGGUUCCUCGUGUGUAUGUCAAUAACAAUGAUUAUGUUUGUUGUUAUUAUACUGAUCCUGAAAUGAAAGAUAACGGCGCAAGUAAUUCUGCGGGGAAGGAGAAUGCAGACUCAACUCGGGCAAAAGUAGCAGCUGCAAAGAUUUAUGUGGUGUCAAAAGGAAAGCAAAAAAUUUCUGAGGCUCAUGGGUUGGAGCAGUGGUGGAAAGACGAUCUGGAGCUUCAGCUGGUUCUCAAAAACAGUAAGCUCAUAGAUAGGAAGCUCGAGUUUUUAUACUCACUACCGGUGCAGGCACCACCUCGAUGGAAGGCUCACAAUGGUUUCGUGUUUCGUCUGUCCCCAUCUACUUCGCAAACAGGGUCGGAGCCAGCUUGA
This is a messenger RNA of Papaver somniferum (opium poppy), 1384 nucleotides long. Its product is annotated as GDSL esterase/lipase At4g10955-like. The record is from RefSeq and is a predicted model, not a curated record. NCBI's taxonomy places the organism in Eukaryota, Viridiplantae, Streptophyta, Magnoliopsida, Ranunculales, Papaveraceae. Bases 200 to 1384 code for a protein of 394 amino acids. The transcript is spliced from 8 exons.